Messenger RNA from Labrus mixtus (cuckoo wrasse), 1774 nucleotides. RefSeq names its product serine/threonine-protein kinase NIM1-like. Gene Ontology annotation, molecular function: tau-protein kinase activity; ATP binding; protein serine/threonine kinase activity. Gene Ontology annotation, biological process: microtubule cytoskeleton organization; protein phosphorylation; intracellular signal transduction. Gene Ontology annotation, cellular component: cytoplasm. The transcript is spliced from 4 exons. The record is from RefSeq and is a predicted model, not a curated record. Lineage: Eukaryota; Metazoa; Chordata; Actinopteri; Labriformes; Labridae. Bases 376 to 1746 code for a protein of 456 amino acids.
GUGUGUGUGUGUGUGGUGAGCCUGGCUGUUGUCUGUCUCUGUGGGAGGAGGAGUCCAGCACUGUGGGAUUACAGGGUGUCAUGCUGUAGCUCUAGAUUAUACAGCUGGCAGCACUUUGAGAGAAAGAGCAGUGGGACUAUAAGAGCAUGUGGACGUCCUAAGAGCUCUGCUUCUGGUGCAUGCAGAGGGUUUUCAUUGACUCUGAUUUUACAUGACGCUCUCUGGAUUAUUUCCAAUCUUCUUUUUUUUUCCACCCAGUUUGUGCUUUUUGGGAAUUUCCAUGCCUGGUAAUUCGACCACUUUGUCCUGUUUUUAAAGUCUUCCAAGUAGUCAGAUUCGAAAGGGGCAGCAGAGGACCUCCUGUGGGCAGAAAUCAUGUAUUUGAACAACAGGAAUAAUAACAUCAACACAGAGAGGAGCAAAAAGAACAUGAGAGGCAAAACAUGGGCUCACUUGAAGACGACCCCGCGUCCGGAGGAGAAGUUCACCCUGACGUCACAAAAAGCGUUGAGAAAGGUGGAGGUGGACGAGAACACGGCGGAGGAGAAGGAGGCGAUGCAGCGCACUGCGUUUGGGAAGGCCUUUUAUGACCUGAGCCACUCGGAGCGGGUGAUGAAUGAUCUGACGUGUGGACGGCGGGUGGGGCUUUACGAGCUGAGGGGAGAGAUCGGCUCUGGAAACUUCUCCCAGGUUAGAUUGGGGAUACAUGACCUGACCAAAGAAAGAGUGGCAGUCAAAAUCCUGGAUAAGAAUCAUGUGGACGAGCAGACACAAGCGCUUUUCGAGUCGGAGAUCUGUUGCAUGGUGAAGCUGGCUCACCCCAACAUAGUGCGCCUGUACGAGGUGAUGGAGACGUUCAAGCGCCUCUACCUGGUGAUGGAGUACGCCAGUGGAGGAGAGCUGUUCUCCCGUAUCAGCACCAGGGGGCGCCUGUCGGACCUGGAGAGCAAGCUUGUGUUCUCUCAGGUCCUGUCGGCAGUGAAACACAUGCAUGAUAACAACAUCGUACACAGGGACCUGAAGGCGGAGAACGUCUUCUACACCAGCACCUACUGCAUUAAAGUGGGCGACUUUGGUUUCAGCACGUCCAGCCGGCCCGACGGCGUCCUUCACACGUUCUGCGGCUCCCCGCCCUACGCCGCCCCGGAGCUCUUUACAGAGGAAGGUUACGUCGGUCAGAAUGCAGACAUCUGGGCGCUGGGUGUCUUGCUUUACUUCACGGUGACUGCAUCCAUGCCGUUCAAGGCUGCAAACACAAAUAUGCUGAGGUGUUGCAUCCUGCAGGGCGCGUAUGCCAUUCCCCCGUUUGUUCCCAGAACGUGUCAGGAGGUCGUCAGGGGUCUGCUGAGGCCGGUUCCUGCGGAGCGCCUCACUCUGGCAGACACCAUGGACAGUCCGUGGAUGACAGGUGUUGAAUACCCCCGGCCCUACCAAGCUUGUGCCCCAACACCCUCCCACCUGGUCGAGCCUUCCCACAACCUCAGCUCAGAUGAACUGCACGUGAAGGCGGCGCUGGAGGAUCUCGGCAUCAACAAGGCCCAUCUCCUCAACAACAACCUAGACUUGAGAAGCCCUGUCACCGGGGCUUACAGGAUUCUGCUUCACCGCGUCCAAAAGAGGAGGUCCGUGGAAGCUGUGGGCUUCAGACGGACGGGCACCAAAGAGUCCCAGAACAGACUCAGGUGGAGAGCAGGUUCAGAGGGAAUGCUCAACAAACACCAAUCUGUGGUGUGUAGCACCAUGUAGUCAAACUUUAUUAAAGCAAUAUUUCUAC